Wyeomyia smithii (pitcher-plant mosquito) is the source of this 764-nucleotide messenger RNA. RefSeq names its product E3 ubiquitin-protein ligase PPP1R11. The coding region runs from base 144 to 638 and encodes 164 amino acids. Lineage: Eukaryota; Metazoa; Arthropoda; Insecta; Diptera; Culicidae. Gene Ontology annotation, cellular component: nucleus. The transcript has 3 exons. The record is from RefSeq and is a predicted model, not a curated record. Gene Ontology annotation, molecular function: protein phosphatase 1 binding; protein serine/threonine phosphatase inhibitor activity.
AAUGACAGUUUGUUUUUGUUUAAUUUCAAGAUUGCAGCGACGUUUCGUAAUUAUCAAUGGCAUUGAUGCAAAAUUAUUAUUGAUUCGAAUGGUUUACUCAGCGUCUAGUUGAUAGAAGAUUGCAUACUGAAGUGAAUGUGUUCAUGUCUUCAGAUAAUUCAAGUAGUGCUAUGCAUUCUGAUAUAAUACCAGCCGCAGCUGGCAAUGUUGCGGUAACCGAAACUAUCACACAAGAUCAAAUUCCUGGCGGUAGUCGCACUACGGAACGUCCAGUACUCCGUCUACGACUUCAGAAACCACGAUCUUCGCGAAAGGUGCAGUGGACCAACGGAACAGUUGAUAAUGAACAUUUAAAUCGGAAAAAGUCGAAAUGUUGUUGUAUUUACAAAAAACCACUCCAAUUUGGUGAAAGCUCAUCGGAAAGUGAGGAUGAGUGUGAACAUUGUUUUGGACAUGUGGAGUUGAAGAAAAAGAAUAAACAACAUCCCGUCGACUCCGGUGAAGAUUCCGUGGACUCCUGCGUUAAUCGGCAAUGUACGAUUGAGACAGAAAACGAAUUGAUAAACGACUCGCCUGUUCCUGUUCAGAACAAAGACGAUCCAGGUGAACCAAAAGAUAACGAGCUGAAUGCUACAUAGAAAGUUUGCAGGGAUACUGGCUGCUGUUUAUACAUAACUUAUCAUAUCUCAUAUGCUAUUUGAAUGAUUUUUAUUUCUUGAACCAAGAAAUGUGUGUUUUUUUUUUCAAGAGUGAUCAAUUUCAAA